Molecule: messenger RNA, 3257 nt
Organism: Aspergillus alliaceus
Lineage: Eukaryota; Fungi; Ascomycota; Eurotiomycetes; Eurotiales; Aspergillaceae
Exons: 1
Coding region: 197-2692 (831 amino acids)
Source: RefSeq, a predicted model, not a curated record
AUUCUCCCCCUCCCCCAAAUCUACUCCUCUUGAUCACGCCCAGGCCCGUCUGACUUGUCAGACGCUGAUUCGAGUCUGGGGAGUUGCAGCCUGGGGAAUAAGUGUGAAGGAUUGGUAUCAUUAUUAUUAGAGCCACGAGUUUAAAAAGACCUUCCGCUAGCAAGGAUAAUUUUCUCGUGAAAGCUUCCAAAAAGUCAUGGCAGCUGCUCAACUUCCGACGGGUAGUAUCUCUACCGGGCUACCGGCAAAUGAGGAAGUCCAAGAAUAUGAGAAGAUUCUGAAAAUAAGUGACGAUAUCUUUACUGGAACUCACCCUAGACUGAAGGUUCCCCAGCAGUUUGUGCGCAAACCCGCGCCGCGCAAUCCCCCUGCCUCAACUCAAACUCAGGUAAAAACGAUUGAGCGGCCUGGGUCUUCCACAUGGAAUGCGCCGCAACCCGUUCCAACGCCAUCAAAGCCCUCGAGCGCGUUGGGUACAACUGCCCCUGAUGGUCUGUCUAGCACGACCGGAUCCUCACGUAUCGUACCAAAACCUACUUCUGAAAUUGACCCUAUCUUCCUGACCAAGUCGGAUGACCUAGUCAGAGCAGAAUUACAGUUACAGCGACAGAGGGUGGAAAGGAUUUUACGGGAACAACUUGAGCAAAAGAGACAAGAGUCAAGGCAAAAAGCCUCCAUACAGGACGCGAAACCUGACUUCGAUGUUUCUGAUGUAUUAAAUAAGGCCUUCGAGAUGGUCAAGCCUUCUCCCUCAAUUGAUGGCCCUGGUGCUGGAGCGCCUAGUGACUCGUUUGACGAGAAUUCGUUCUACUCUAGUAGAGCCCCUGACUCCCCGCAGCAGGGCGACCAACAGAAACCAUCAUCUGCGCCUCCCUCUAACUCCGAUGAACCUGCCCCUGAGGUUCCAGCAGAGAAUUAUUCAGAUGAGUUGCAACGGCUUGAAGCCCUCAACCGAACUGAGUCGGAUCAGGAUAUGCAAGAUACUUACCUGGUUGCAGACCGCAGAAUGCCCUACCAGAAACAGCCACGUCCUGCCGAGGCAGUCUUCACACCUCACACGUACCAAGAACCUCAACCAACGGACGCGUUCGAAGAGCCGGAAUACUCCCCACCAGCCCCGGGCGUGCCCCCAAUGGAAAGGGGAGAUAACCAUGAUAUCCCGCGAGGUUACCCCAACGGACCCAAGAGACGGGGUCCAGACACUCGACAGCCUGACCGUGCCCGUUAUGCCAAUGGACCGAACUCCCCCGGAGACGAUGUAAGGGUUGUGCGAAACCAUAUAACAUCACCGGUAGCGCCGCGGCCAUCCAGGGUUUCUCCUUUAGCCAUUGCCAAGGUUCCCUCAGUCCACCAGCACAAAGUCUCACGUCCAGAGUACGGCACGGAACAUCAGGCAAGUCCCGAUGCUCCACCCCAACAGUUGAUGCCCAGAAAGCGCAGGAGGCUGCAUGAGGAAAGAGACCGGACUCGCCCGAUCUCGUAUAGAAUGCAAGCCGGAGCCCCUGAAGAGACGUACAUCAAGGAGGAGCCAGUUUCGCCACCGCCGUUCGCGGACACUUCUCCGGCAUACCGUAGUCGUCCACCUCAGGAAAGACCGAUCUACAUUGAUGUCGCAUCUCCCCGCUACACACCGGUAAUAGAAAGGAGGGAGCCCCCGAUAAGAGACCCUGCAUAUGAGGUGGACGCUUAUGAUAUCCGUGGUGACUCCGGGAUCGCGCGAACCGUGUCACGGCUGAGUACCAGACGACCGAUCCGUGAUGACCAAGAUCUGCGGAGAGUUGCGAGUCUCCAUCAAGCUCGGCAACCUGAAUAUUCUCGUGAAUACAUUGACCAAACUAGUCCCCAUGCUAUGCGAGCUGCGUCGUACGCUAUUGUUGAGCAUCCACCGCCAGACAGAACGAGGUAUUAUGACGAGAUCGUACCAACUCCAACACGACGCUAUAUUCCGGCCGGGAAUUCCCCGAGUUCACCACGAUAUCAAGAGGCAUACUAUGAUGAGGGACCUCCAAGCCGUAUCAUGGCGCCUCCGACGCGGAGAAUUGUGAUCGACGAGCAGGGAAACCAAUACUAUGAAACGGUGCCAGCGCCGAGGAUGCAGGCAAUGCCUCCUCCAUCUAGCCGUAUGCCCAUACCGAGAAGCGAGGUCUAUGACGACCACCAGCCGGUACGCUAUGCGAGUGUUCGGGCCCCAUCAGUUCUUGAGGAUCCGUACGCUAGUCGGAGGUACGUUCAGGAUAUGCCGCCUCCACAAGGGGCCUAUCGGCGAGUCGCCGACUUCGCUCGGCCUGCGCCGAGCGAACGACGGCCUUAUGCGGCACCAUUUGAUGAGCGGGAAGCCCUGCCACGCAGCGCCAGUGUUCAGGUCACCGACUAUUCCACCCGACGCCCGCCUUAUAUCGAAGAGACGGAGCUCCCGCGCGAGAGGAUCGUCAGAAUGCCUAGUGUGCGACCACCAACCACUCGGUACGAUGAACCGCGGGAAGUAAUCCAGCGCGUAGAAAGCGUCCGACCAGCCGGCAGAGAUGUGAGCGUAUAUAUGGAUGAAGACCCACGACGGCCUAGAGAAUACGUUGAGCGGCCCGUCUAUAUUUCUGCGCGGCCUGCAGCUCGAGAAGAACGCUACUACGACAGCGGUGAACCCGAGAGGGUGGUGAUCGAUGGAAGCGUCCAUCGAGUUCCUCAACGCUACUGAAGGUGAAGGCUCUUCCCAUUCGGAGAGCAUGAUCUUCCAAAAGCCUUUGAUUUCGCGACAUUUGUUCCUUGCAGUAAUUCUCAUGUACAGAGCACGGUUUUCCUACUAUUCAGGCAGACCAUCUGAUGCAUUUCCCUUGUACAUUCCACAUUGGUUUCUCUGCAUGACAGGGGUGAACGCCCGAUCACCACAGCCACUCGCGUCAGGCAUAUCAGUACAGUUUAGAAGACGACGUCCUAAUGAACAUGAAAUAUUCAUCCUUUGCGAGAGUCGGAUACAUUUCUUAGAAGGUCGUCUAGUCCUGAACCGGAUCCCUGUACAGCAAAAGCAAUGGAGGUGUAUGGAAGCACCAGCUAUGUAUCGAGUGUUUAAUAUAAUGCGUAAUUUACCUGAAGGAGCAACAAAACAGAUCAUCAUAUAUGGGUAUAUAUGUACAUAAGCAAACCAUGUGAAGGCGGUGGAGACGGGCGGUCGAUAUCCAACAUCAGGUCGAAAGUACUAGCACGUAGCACAAACACAGUCUUCAACUCUCAGGUGGAGUGAGUAAGAGCUAAGCUCCUUGGGA